AUUUAAUGUUUGACAAUCAGCAGAGAAGCCUAGAGGCUUCAGGCUUGUCUGACAAGCCUCAUAGCCAAAGCCUUGCUUGUGAACCAAGCAAUGCUUUUGUGAGUGAUUAUAUUAAGAGCACGCUUAAAGCCAAUAAUGACCAACAACUAGAUUUUAGCAAUAAAGUCUCUCUAAAAUCAUCUAUCAUGCUCAGAAACAUCAACUCCCAAGCUAAACACCAAGACAUUGACUACCUCAAAGCCAAACAAAACCAACUUCUUCAGCUCAAACAAGAUGUUGACCAGAGUCUCAAGAUCCUUCUAAAAGAAGAACAAGACAUUCAGAAACGGCUCGAGAAAACAGCCAGUGAAGUCUCAAACACUCGUCGAGCAGCUUCUCCAGCUGCAUGCAUCAAACCCUGUCCAUCGCGCAAAUAAUGUUCAGCCAAGAGUGUUCCUGCACUUGCCAGAACAAUCUAGGCCUCGUCAGUUGUCGAAAUCUCCAAAGCCACAGCUCCAGACUCUAGCGUCUCUGAACCCAAGCGAGAGACAGUCCAAAUACUUGUUGAGUUCGUGCAAAGCCAGUCCUUGUUUCACAGCCAAGUUCAAGAAGACGCUGGUUCGAGGUACAGGAGCCAGGUCUACUCUGUCAGUCAGUUCGACGAGAGGGUUGUGUCGCAAAGAGUACACCAAGCUUCAAAUCAUCAAGAGAGCCAGAGGGCUCACUGAACUCGGACUUGGAAAUUUAGGGUUUGUGGAUGAUCUCAGCAGAGGCGUUGAGCCUCGGUUUGCACUCAAAGCCAUGAAGGCUCUGGUCGACUUACUCAAGAUUUCGUGAACGCCUCAUGACAAACUCAGUCAGCAAUUACAUGCUCUAUGCGACUGGAACCAAAUCACUUCGUUCAUCGACAACAACAAACAGUCUGUGUUCGCACUCAUCGGAGACGUUGCUGACUUGGUUGAUAAGCCAAACUUCGAAAAACAAGAACUCUGGAAGUCUAGAACAAGGUACUUUGGCGAAGUCCCAACUGAGUCAGUGCUGUUCAAGUACUGCAUAUCAUCCAAAUGAAUGAAGGGUGUGUUGACAUUCUUGUUCAGCGUGUACAACCAUUUCAAAGACUUGAGAAGACUCCACAAGAAGUUCCACCACUCUCCUGACUCACAGACUGACAGAAGCAGCAUCAACUCACGGAACUCUGCAAAGAGAGCCAACCUCAUCAACAAGAACAUCACUAGACGAGUUCAGAAUUCGAUGAGAAGCCCUAGCCAGAGGCUUGGCCCCAAGAACUCGGAUGACCGUGCAAACCACAAGACUCGCAGCAAGGCUCACAACUUCACUCCAAGCAAAGCUUUCGAAACUAGGUCGUCAAAUACCAAGUUCAACAGCAAGUCUUCGAACAAGCUACUGAACAAGAAGUUGAAGCAGCCUGCAGAAAAUUCUUCGAAAUCGCCAGUAAGGCCUUGCCAGAACUUCAACUUUACUCCCAAGAACAGACCCAGAAUCAAGCCCACAAUGACAAAGCACGAGCCAAGACUCGCUAACUGGUCUCACUGCAAGAAUGAGUACAAGAACAAGUCGAAGUAUAAUGUCCACAAGCCAAUUUCAAAGAACACCAAACUCAGAGAGCACCUGAGGUCAGCGAAGAAGAAAGCCAAACUUCACAGAGAAGCUCAGCAGCAAGUCAACAAAUUUCGCCAGCUUGGGAACAGCCAGAAUGGCCAAGAUAGAGCUUCAAUCACUCACAAGUCUCAUUUCAUUCGCAAAGCCAAGUUAUGAGAAUCCACUGAUCAAGAUAACACCGAGUCACGCAACACUCAUCAUGGUUUCAAAACAGACUCAGCUGUUUGCCCAACUUACUCUGAACUAGCCACAGAGGCUUUACUCAAAGGGAGACGAAAGAAUGAAGAUGAUCUUGCAAGGAUUGAACAAGAUGGGCCUCAUAGACGCUCUCCCACUCCCGAAUUGACUGAUGACGAUCAACAUUUUCAGAGAUUAAUGUCGAAUCAAGAACUGUCAGCUGGCCAAACAUGCAGCAAUAGCAAUCAGCCGCAAGAGUCCAAAGUAGCCAAUGGAGUCGACUUCGUCAACCAAACACAAAUCUUCGAUGACAGUGAAAACUGGAAUCAAGACGAAAGCAAUGUUAUCGAAGAUGAUAUUGGAUCCAGAAGCACAUUCCUAAACUUAGAAAUGGGCAGAAACAAGUUCUUUGACCGUUCUGAUGCUGGUAGAAGCUAUGAUGUUGGCAAAGGAUAUUUUCUAUCAUUCGAUGGCAAAGAUGUUCAAGCAGAAACCGGAAAGUCUCAACGUGGUGAUCAGUUAGUACAAAGAAGGCCGUCCGGACUUGUGACAAAGUACUUAGCGUCAGCUAAAGACUACAAAGCUGCUCAAACCAAUAAUGGUAGAGACAUCGAAACUGUUAACUACUUAAGCAUUUCUUCGAAGAAUACUUCUGCACAUGGUGACAAUGAUACCGAUCAGCACUGGCUAGCUACUGUUGAGACUUCAGCCAUGCCUGACACUGGCUCAAGAAACGAUGAUAUUGUUACAUCAAGAAAGAACACCAAGAAUGAUGUGGCAGGGAAGCUGACUCAGUACGAAGAUUACAGUAGCAUUUUAUCGUGAUCUACCAAGAAGCCAGAUGCUUCGCUUGUAGUUGGAUACACUAAAGUAAAUACCAAAUUAGCAAAGUUCACCAAGCAAUCAAGCUCUUCACAUAAGCACGCCAAGAGUAUCCGCCAGCGAUACAUGUCUAAGACUCUGCCAGCUCAACAAAAAGCAACUUAAUCAUUCACAAUUUUAUUCAAUUCC
This is a messenger RNA of Moneuplotes crassus, 2787 nucleotides long. The record is from the annotation of a GenBank genome assembly. NCBI's taxonomy places the organism in Eukaryota, Ciliophora, Spirotrichea, Euplotida, Euplotidae.